GCCCUGCGCCCAGGCACACGAGGAGUCCAGGAUGAAGAACCCGAUGCUGGAGGCGGUGUCCCUACUGCUGGAGAAGUUGCUCCUCAUCUACAACUGCAAACUCUUCAGUUCGGGCGCCCCGGAUGAAGACAAGGCAGGGAGCAGUUUGCAUGACAUCAACUCCUUCCACCGCGGUGACAUCCUGGAGGUUCCCCGGACCCACCUGACCCACUAUGGCAUCUAUCUGGGCAACAACCGGGUCGCCCACCUGAUGCCCGACGUCCUGUUGGCCCUGACGGACGAUAAGGAGCUCACGAAAAACGUGGUGUCCAACAAGCGUCUCAUCCUGGGCGUUCUUGGCAAGGUGGCCAGCAUCCGCGUGGACACAGUGGAUGACUUUGCCUACGGAGCCAAAAUCUUGGUCAAUCACCUGGACAAGUACCUCAAGAAGAAGCCGCUGCUCAACGAGGAGGUGGCACAAAGGGCGGAGAAGAUGCUGGGCAACACUACCUACAGCCUGCUGUGGAACAACUGCGAGCACUUCGUGACUUACUGCAGGUUCGACACCGCGGUCAGCCCCCAGGUAGACAAGUUCUGUGAGAUUUUGAAGAUAAUUAUUCGUGAUGAGAGAAGUGUUCUUGCUUCGGCACUCUUGGGACUGGCAUCUAUAAUCUGUCUGGGCUUGGCAUCGUACACCACUCUUCCUGCAAUUUUUAUUCCAUUCUGCUUAUGGCUGCUUGGCUAACUGCACAUCCCCAUGUCAGUGUGUAUAUUCUGUGCGUAAACAUGUUUAUAUUUAUAGAGCACAAGUCAGUACAAGCAUCGUCGAGAAACAUGUGAACUGAAGCACUGUGUUCUGGAUAAAAAUGUGAUUAAGAAUCACACAAAGUGCUUACUGUGUAAGCCCAAGAACAAAGGCUUCCCCCAUCUUCCUCCAGCAGUUCCAUUUUGAAACACUGUGUAGAUCUCGGAAAUCAGAAAACCUGUGAUAGAAUGCAUCAUUACAAGAAAACCAGCCUCUAAGACGAUGGCCACAGGAGAUUAUUUGAGUUACUUUUUUUCUCCUGUAAUCGUUGCUCUUCUCUGUUAGGCCUGAAUCUGAAGAUCAGAAGACUUACUGAAUGAGAUCACCAACUUUAUUGUAAAUUUACCCUGUUUCAUUGAAAAACUUAUAUUAAACUGAGAGAAUUUCCCUUGUUCAGAUGAAAACAUGUUUGAUGAUUGGUCAAGAAAAAAUUCUCAAUCUUUUUUUCAUGUAUUUUAAUUCCCAAAGAGUCAAGAAUAUUUUGUUACACGAAGUUAAGGUUUACUGAUAAAGUAACUGACCAGAACUACAAAAACAUGUAUUUUCCCACAGAAAUAUCUACUGUAACAUCAGUGAAACAAUUUAAUAUAACUUCCCCUAAUAGGAAGCCUGGCAUCCUUUUUUUUUCCAUUAUGUGUCUCUGUGGAUACUUUAAAAACUUUUGAGAGGUAAAUGGAUAUAAGAUUGAAACAAUGUGGAUACUUGGAAUUUAUAUGUACCAAUUAUAUAUACAGAUAUCUACAUACUGAUUAGAGACAAAUGAAGUAUGUUCUUGACUGUUUUCUUAUCAUACCAAUGUGGUUACUACAGAGCAUUUGUAGAGGUCAAUGUUACAGCAAGUUUAGCUUGUUUUCUUAUGCUUUUGCCUGUGAUGUAACUUGUAUAUAUGACAUUGGAUGGUUUAUCUUUUAAAGCACUUACUGUACUUAAUGUACUGCAUAAUUUAAAAAGUCCUCAGAUUUGCUUUUUAAUCAGUUUUCUCCAGUUUAAUUGCCAAGUAAGAACCAAAGGAAAUAACUCUUAGAAAUAAUUUUUAAAGCAUCUCUGUACCUCUAGAUGUGUAAGUUGAUCAUCCCGAGGUUGUUUGGAUAUUAGAGGUGAGAGGAAGUGGUAUGAAAGCAAGCACUCGAGUUCUUUUCCAAAAUUACCAAGUUCUAAGAUGAAGCCACAAGCAAGACUUGCCUUUCGAGUAUUAGAACUACUUUAUAAACUACCAAGGUCACAAAAUAAGAAGUCACAUGAUGAGUGGUACAAGGGGGACUGAUCCCUCAGGGGUCUGACCAGAACAAGUUUAAGAGCAGAUUUUAGUAACUGAUAUUUUAUCUCUACUCAUUUACCCACGACAAAUUCAGCUGUUUAAUUUUGUGUUUAAUCAUUUCAGUAUUUUAAAUAAUUAAAACAUGAAGUGGCAACACCACACAAUGAAGUUGUUCUAUGGGCCUAUUCCAACCACUUACAAUUAUUUUAAUUAUGUAUGUAUAAAAGCAACCACAACGAGAAAUCCAUUGUAUUCGUGUUUUUUUCACUUAUGUAUAUUACCCUUGUAGCAAUUAUUUAAAUUUAUUUUUAAAAAAUAUGGUAUCCUCAUAAAGAAUUAACACCUUUUUGCAGACUGUAGUAUUGCAGGUAGCAAAAACCACUGUCUGAUAUUAAAUCUGUGUUCAAAGAUAAUUCCUCAUUAAAUGCCAAGGGAAUUGGCAUUUAAUUCCCUUACUUAAGGGAAUUAAAGACUUAAGAUUGGAAUGGACAUAAUUAGUCCUCACUCACUUCAUAUCCUUAAAACAAGAUUCAACUCAUCAUUCAUUUGAGUGCUUACUAUAUGCCAGGUUCAUAUACUGCUUUCAAGUGCAUGCUCUAGAAUUAAUCAUUUUUAACUACCCAUAUUAAAGUGUGUGCAGUGUUAUGGGAAGAAGACAUUAAAUUGUCAGCGAAGUCCCUGUGAAGGAGGCAAUGCCAGCAUUAAGCUGAGAAACAGAGGUAGUCUCAUCAUACUGAUGUGUUGUUUCACUACUUAGGGUUAGAGAACUGGAGGAAGGUUUUAUUUACUAAGCAUUCCACAACACUAGAAUUUGUCGAACUUAAGGGAAAAGGAAGUUUGUAGGGAAAAAAAUGCAAAUGCUCCUGGAUGUGGUUGAGGGAGAUACUCUGAACCCUGAAUGUGCCUUGUAAUGAAUUGCAAGACCGCACCGUCAGUUAAGGUUCAUACUUAUGAUCCUGCAAGUCUUUUGUAAGCUUCAAAACUUAUCUCCUCUAAACUUGUAACCUGUGAAACAGUAAUCAAGUAGUUCUUGAGGCAGCUCUUUGUUGCUUAUUUUGCUCAUUGCCACACCCAGGUGUGGCGAAAUAGGACUCCUGGGGCUAAGAUGAAAUACGGCAAGAGUCAGGUUUAGCGACCUUUUCAUCAAAGUUUAUGGCUGCACGGACAUAGGAGUAUUAAGACUUUACACAAUAGUCUUUGCCUGUAAUUGAAAGCAUAGACAAAGUGAUUAGUUUUAACUGGUUAGGCCAAAAUUAUAGGGACUGGGUACUGAGACUCAGAAAAAUGAGAGGUUUUUCAAGGGGUUUUCAUUGGGCAGAGCAUUCUACACAAUGGGAACAGCACGAACAAACGCAUGAAAACUCCACCCAAUGUGUCUCUACUAUUGGUUGACCGAAAGCAUGAAGCUGGCAUGGGGCAUUUGGGCAAGUGGACGUGGUUCAGAGGGAAGAGCAGGGCAAGGUUGAUGGGAGACAUCGGGAAGGAAAGCCACGGUCAGGUGGUGCAAGUCUUGUGUAUAACAAGAAGUAUGGGCCUUCUGAGCAGGCAGUGGAGGUUUGGAGUUCAGAAAGGGAUCGAAGUACCUUUUUGGAGUUCAAAGUAUUUGCACUUCGUCCAAAAGUACGAAGGAUGGGGGUGUGAGGCAAGACAGGAGAAGGGGAUUUAUUAGGAAAGUAGCUAUGGUCCUAAAUCUCUCAAAGGCCUGUCAUUGCAAGGGUGGAGAGCAGACUUUAGCCAAACCCUUGUGUGAGUAACUCUUGUUGGGGUGCCAGGGAGGAGUCAUGUGUCAUUUCCUGCCAGAAGGUUGGUUCCUGAAAAAUAAAAUAACAUGGUGAUUGUGUGUAUAUUGCAUAUUCCAGACCUUUGUUCUGCUAGAUAUAUUUCUAGGGACAAGCAAAUAUGUAAGCCUUUUUUGUUUAAAAUAUUAGUUUUUCACAAUAAGGAUAGAUUUUUUAAAUUUUUCCAUUUUAUAUUUCAUACUACUACCAUCAGAUAGAAAAAAAUGUUUUGCCACAAUAUCAGAUUUAUGCCAAUGGCAAAACUCUUGCUAUAGACAAGAAGCAUAUAAGAAAUGAUAGUCACCAAGUUUCUGUUUUAUAUUAUAUAUUUAGAAAGUUUUACCCAACCGAGAUCUGUCAGUUCAACUAAUUUUAUACAUGUAUGUUAAAUAAAAUCCAUUUUACAUA
Molecule: messenger RNA, 4228 nt
Organism: Artibeus jamaicensis (Jamaican fruit-eating bat)
Lineage: Eukaryota; Metazoa; Chordata; Mammalia; Chiroptera; Phyllostomidae
Gene: LRAT
Product: lecithin retinol acyltransferase
Exons: 3
Coding region: 32-724 (230 amino acids)
Biological process (GO): retinol metabolic process
Molecular function (GO): phosphatidylcholine-retinol O-acyltransferase activity
Source: RefSeq, a predicted model, not a curated record